UUGCUCAAAUCUUGUGCUGUAGUAACAUGAUCUUGUUGUGGUUUAACUAAGUAAACAAGAUAUGCGUCGACCUGACACGUGAUGUGACUUUAUAUCGUAAUCUGCGAGGCUCGUCCCUUGGUAGCUGUAGAUAUAAGCCUGUAUUACGUCAGAUAUAGACACAAAAAGAACCGUUGAUAACACGCAAAUGUAUCCUCAUAUAUGUAUCGUCACGGGCACGACCCCGAGGUCACAUGGUAUCUAGACCAGCUUCUACUCGCAGAUAACACAGUGUACGGGGAUGUGGAUGUCGGUGUAAAAUCUUAAUAUAGAAGUGAACAGAAGAAUAGACCGAGCACGUUGACCCAGACCUAGAAAAGAAAAAGCAUGAGUCAUCUCAAAAAUGAUAUAGUUUAUCUCGAACGUAGCGUAUAGGACUUCAAGGUAUGGAGCUUGUCAACAUCGUUGAUGAAUAUGGCAACAGAAUGCAUUAUAAACGUUACCAGGGGCGGACAUUCCACCCAGACGUUAUAGGAAAUGUCGGCGAUCACCUAGCUGAGGUUGCUGCUUACAAGGGUCAGCCUGACGAUGUUCUCCUAUGUACAUUUCCUAAAUCAGGAACUCACUGGGUUUUUAACAUGGUCCAGAUGAUACGUGGAAACAAUUUGGAAUACAGUGGAACACCGGUUGUGAUGGAAUUUCAUCCAAUCAGCGAUAUUGAAAAGCUGCAAUCACCGCGCAUGUAUCUCACUCAUGCAGCAUACCCGUUUAUCCCUGACGCGGCAAAACGAGGCGACAUCAAAAUUAUACAGGUGAUGAGGAAUCCCAAGGAUUCAGUGCUGUCUUUCUACGAAUUCUUCAAAAGCAUGAGGAAUAUGGCAUACGAAGGCACUUUUGACGGCUUCCUCAAGUAUUUUCUAUCAGAUGAAUUCUGUGGUGUUGGUUGCUCACUGUUCACGUACCUGAAGGAAUGGGAAGAAGCCAAACGGAAUAAUAAAGACUUGCAGAUUUUAAAUCUUCGAUACGAAGACCUUAAAAAGAAUCUGUUUGAAAAUGUCAUCAAAAUAUCAAAGUUUUUAAACCUCGAACGAACGAGUUCAUUUCUUCAUGAAGUUGAGAAGAACGUAUCCUUUGAACGACUAAAGAAAAAGCAUGACACACAGACCGGAGAAACAGAUAGGUGGAAGAAUAAUACUGAAGGAGGAAGACUGCCUGUUUAUAGGAAAGGAAUAGUUGGCGAUUGGAAGAACACAUUCACCGUAGCGCAGAACGAAAAGUUUGAUGCUGUCUACAAAGAGAAAAUGGAAGAAAUGAGGCUGCCGCUCGAUGAAUUUAUCUUCGAGUAAUUCUCACACAAUAAAUAGCAUUGUGUUUCGUUAAAUUGAAUAAAGCAGUAAUCCACUUUAAAUGUGGAUUCUUACACUUAUAUUUUAACACGAGAUCGACGUAAGGACAUGGUAAAAUAUGUUUUUGUCGAUGGCGUCAUAAACAAAGUUCACAUAAUGCGGACGUUUAUAAAUUCCGACGUCUUAAAAUGAUUACAUGAAUGUAAUUACGUUAAAUGAGGCAAUGAAAUAUAUCUGGAAAAAGAAACGGAGAAUGUUAUUAAUGUUCAAAUGAAAAGAUUGUUCAAGAGUAAACGUUAAAAAAACAUCUGAUUGUAAAAAUCUUCUCAAAGCACAAUACCUGGUUCAUCGGAACAUAUCAAACAUACGGAAUUUAUAAAUUUAAACUAAAAA
Messenger RNA from Mizuhopecten yessoensis (Yesso scallop), 1718 nucleotides. Its product is annotated as sulfotransferase 1C2-like. Gene Ontology annotation, biological process: sulfation. Bases 426 to 1325 code for a protein of 299 amino acids. Gene Ontology annotation, cellular component: cytoplasm. Gene Ontology annotation, molecular function: sulfotransferase activity. The transcript is spliced from 7 exons. The record is from RefSeq and is a predicted model, not a curated record. Lineage: Eukaryota; Metazoa; Mollusca; Bivalvia; Pectinida; Pectinidae.